AGAUCACUCAGAUCGUAUAAGAAGAGUGCUCACGAUGCGCCAAGUGUCUAACCAUUCAGCAGAACAGCACAUCGACGAUCAUGGAUAAAAACAGCUUAAAAAUCGUCCUCGGGAUUUGCUUUUGUUUGACACUCGUGAGCAGCGAAACGCCCGACUGCAAAUGUCCGGGACCGGUAGCGCACUACGAGGAGCUCGGAUGCACACCGGUUUUCGAAAAACCCGGUGACUGUUGUGCCCAAAAAUACGAUUGCAGUAAACUCAAAAGCUUGCCCACUCACAAGUGCGUUAUUAACGAUCAUGAAUACGAAAUUGGGGAACAUCUCAAAGACGAGGACGCUAACCCUUGUGACAUCGGAUGUUUCUGUGCUGACGGUCCAGGCGGGCCGAGAUUCACCUGCGCUAUCGUCGAUUGUUUCCAUGGCCCAGUAACCCCCGGUUGCUAUCUCCCACACAAUGCUACAGAUUGUUGUGCCGGGCCCGAAGUGUGUCCUGCGAAAGACGAAGAUCGUGCAACUUGCAUCGUCGAUGGAAAGACUUAUAGAGAUGGAGAAUAUUUCGAGCCAGCUGGAGAACCGCACAAAUCUUGUUAUUGCGCUGCUGGAUACGCCGGGGAGAACGUCGAGCCGUUCUGCGUUACGCUGAAACAUCCUUGUGGAAUAAUGUUACAUCACGCGGACGUAAUUCGUGAAAACUGUGUUCCAACUUAUUAUUUCAAUCAGUCACCGCAAACCGACUGUAGCGUGGCCUACAGAUGCCAGAAUGAGAAGGACGCUGUGAUCCCAAAACCCGCGGGCGAAGCGAAAUCCGCGACUGACGCGACCGCGGAUCCCGACAUGCAGUGCACUUUUGGAAAUUUAACGAUGCAGCUCGGAGAUGAGCUGACUCAAGCAACGGAUUACAGCUCGGUGUGCGUAAAAUGUCUUUGCGAAGUGCCACCUUUACCGACCUGUCAACGACUGUCUGACGAAGAGUGCGACGUCACGAAACACCCGAAUUUCGAUAGCCGCUAAAGAAAAAUCCACGACUGUGAAUAACAGCCUGAAACUCAAUUUCGUGAUGUUAAAUAUAGUUACAAUAUUUAGAUCGUGCUAUUGCUGUGAACAAUUGUUUGAUCGACAAUGAUGCGAAUGAAGUUAUUUUAUUAAUGAUAAAAACACAAUCAGUAAGAAGAGAGUGAGAGUUUAAAUUGUAAAGAGAUUUUUAUAAAUACCACAAAUUUCAAGCUUAA
Venturia canescens is the source of this 1228-nucleotide messenger RNA. RefSeq lists its product as uncharacterized. The coding region runs from base 81 to 1010 and encodes 309 amino acids. The record is from RefSeq and is a predicted model, not a curated record. Lineage: Eukaryota; Metazoa; Arthropoda; Insecta; Hymenoptera; Ichneumonidae. The transcript has 7 exons.